Mucor velutinosus is the source of this 1062-nucleotide messenger RNA. RefSeq lists its product as uncharacterized. Bases 1 to 1062 code for a protein of 353 amino acids. The transcript has 3 exons. The record is from RefSeq and is a predicted model, not a curated record. Lineage: Eukaryota; Fungi; Mucoromycota; Mucoromycetes; Mucorales; Mucoraceae.
AUGGACACCGUCGUACCCUUUAUCUUUGAAAACUUUGAUAUCCUUCUCACUGUAUCCUUUAUGCUUUAUCCCUUCCUUUCCGUCCUUUGGGAGUCUUUCACUGUAGGGGUCAAAAUAAAGCAUCAAAGAGCAAGUGAAACCGCAACUUUCCAGCGACUAGUAACCCAAGUUGAUCAAACUGCCAAAAAGAUAGACCGGCUUCAAUCUGAAACUGUUGCCAAGCGCCUGCUUGAAAAAAAUCAACUGGAUGCCAUGGUAGAAUCCAAUAAAACGUUGGGUCGCGAAAUUGACUAUCUCAGAAACACUGUUGAAGAAGAACAAACUGCCAUCAAGGAACUUGCCAAAUUCAUGUAUGAAAAGAAUCGCUUGGUGGAUGCUCUGGUCAUCAUUCUGAGGGAUCUUCAGCAAGGAUUGAGGAUGACCAACGGUGAUCAAGCCAUGUUGGCACAGCAGUUCAACAGCAUGUUUGUCGACGUCAAUGGUAUAAAGAGAGACACUCAGCUCAUAGAUGAUGCACUGGCUGAACUCAAGACCAGUGUGGCGAAGAAUGCAGAGACAAACACAAAGCAAUUCAAAGAUGUCUUGAUGAAGUUUGUCAACCAGCAAAAGUCAAGCGAUACUUUCAGGGCCAGGAUAGAAGGCGAACUCAAGACACUCAUGAGCAAUCCUCCUCCUGCUUGGGACACCAAUACGGACAUCAGUGCUCUCAAAGCGGAACUCAAACACACGAAGGAAUAUAUUAGUGUCAUGAGAGACAACUUUAUGAAUAACAGUUGUGAAUGUGGUUCUACCAUGAAGCCCAAGAUGAAGCAAUUCGAAGACAUGUUGAAAGAGCAGAGAAAGACAAUCAAAGACAUGUUUGAAGAUUAUCAUGAGUUCAAAGAUGAUUACUACAUGAGUGAGAAUGUCAAUGGUACUGCGAUUCAAAAGAUGAUGGAUACGUUGCACCAAUCUUAUGCUACUAGAGAAGAGAUCCAUGCUGCAUUCCAGCAAAUCAAUGAUGACAUGAACGCCGGCCAAUGCAACUGCAACUCUGCUAAAACUCCACAUCAACAACAAUAA